This is a messenger RNA of Calypte anna (Anna's hummingbird), 1145 nucleotides long. RefSeq names its product SAYSVFN motif domain containing 1 (gene SAYSD1). Lineage: Eukaryota; Metazoa; Chordata; Aves; Apodiformes; Trochilidae. The transcript is spliced from 3 exons. The record is from RefSeq and is a predicted model, not a curated record. The coding region runs from base 1 to 588 and encodes 195 amino acids.
AUGGACAAGUAUGGACAACCCCGCUGCCGCCCCCAGGCCCUGCCCCAGGGGCGGGACGGGAGUGGCCGCGCCCCUCUCCGUGACGUCGCCGGCGCGGCAGCGGCCUCGCCCCUACGCAGGCGCGGGGCGGCCAUGUCGGAGCCCGUGGAGCGGCGCUUGGCCCAAUUCCGCGCCGCCCGCCGCAGUGCCGGUGCCGCUGCCGCCCCGCGCCCCGCCGAGCCGCUGAGAGAGGCCGUGGCUCCGGGGGCCGCCGAGGGACGGCGGGUCGCAGCAGCGGGGCAGGGCGGCGGCGCUGAGGCCCGUCCCGGCGGGGCGGUGGCUCCGGUGUGGGCGCGUCCGCUGCUACUGAAGGUGCUGCUGUGGGCGGUGCUGCUGGCGCUGUUCGUGGAGCUGGAGCUGGGGCUUCCCUACUUUGUGCUGUCCCUGCUGUACUGGAUGUACGCCGGCACCCGCGGCCCCGCCGAGCGGCGCCCGGGCGAGCUGAGCGCUUACUCUGUCUUCAACCCCGGCUGCGCCGCCAUCGCCGGGACGCUGACGGCCGAGCAGCUGGAGCGGGAGCUGCAUUACCGACCCGCCGCCGGGAGGUAGCGAGCGGCCCGGCGGGUCAGCCGCUUUGCGGGGACGACCUCCGCUCCCUCCUCCCCGCCGGACCAGGGACGCGAGGAAGAGCGGAGGGAGGAAAUGGGUUAUUUCAAUGUGAAACGCCACACGCGCCUUAUUCCUCGCCCGGUCUCCCCAGACGCGGGUUUGGUCCCCAAUAAAGCCGAAGCGAAGCGCGGGCUCUGGUCUCGUUUCCUGGAGCGGCCGGGCCCGGGCCACACAGCCCCGGGGCAGCUGCUGCAGCGGCACCGAGAGGCACGGCCUUCCCCCAGCUGUAGCCCCCGGCUUGUCAGAGGGUGAAUUUCAGCUCUUACUGACCUUAGCCACUGGUGGAGAGAAAUCUGGUGGUGGUGGUGGACACCUUUAGUAGACAGGCCAGCUGCUUUUCUUUCAGCGCUAGCUGGAGCCCUGUUGCUGAAGGAAAGACAUGAGGCAAUUGUCAGUAUAUCUAAACAAAAAGGCUGCUGCUUCUGUUCAUCUAACACAAACAUCUGAUUUUCAUAGUACAGCUUUCAUCAAUUGCAGGGUACACACACACACACACA